GAGCAUCCCAGCCUUUCCAGGCAGGCAGCAACACCGGGCAGAGAAAAAACCCGAGACGUUCCUGCCUAUCACAAGCCUUCCCUGCGCUGCCGUGGCCGCCUCCCCUGCCGGGCGCUUGCCUCUCCUCAGCCCCCCACUCCCUUCCCCAGCUCCCAGUGCAACAGGGCGAACAGUGGCAGCCCAAAGGCAUCUAUUCAGAGGCGGACCCCGAGCUAGCACCGACCUCCUCCCUUUCUCAGCGGCACAGGCCCUGGGUUGGAAAGAGUCAUGACAGCUGAAAAGACUAUACCUAUAAUUAAUGGCAAACCAGAGGAUGCUCUGGAUCCUGAAGCCUCAAGUACCAAUUUGGUCCACAGUAAUGACAAAAAGGUGCAUGAAAGGGGCCACUGGAAUAAUAAGGUUGAAUUUGUACUUUCUGUGGCUGGAGAAAUUAUUGGGUUGGGAAAUGUGUGGCGGUUCCCAUAUCUCUGCUACAAGAAUGGAGGAGGUGCUUUUCUUAUACCUUAUGUGGUUUUCUUUAUUUGUUGUGGAAUACCGGUCUUUUUCCUGGAGACUGCCUUGGGACAGUUUACGAGUGAAGGUGGAAUUACUUGCUGGAGAAAAGUUUGUCCAUUGUUUGAAGGUAUUGGAUAUGCUACCCAGGUUAUUGAGGCACAUUUGAAUGUUUACUACAUCAUUAUUUUAGCAUGGGCUAUCUUUUAUCUGUUUAACUGCUUUACCACAGAGCUUCCUUGGGCAACUUGUGGGCAUGAAUGGAAUACAGAACAUUGUGUGGAAUUUCAAAAACUUAACAUGAGUAACUGCACGCAUCAAUCUCUGCAAAAUGCUACUUCUCCAGUCAUGGAAUUUUGGGAACGCAGGGUAUUGUCCAUUUCAGAUGGCAUUGAGCACAUUGGGGAACUCCGGUGGGAACUAGCAUUGUGUCUUCUGGCUGCCUGGACUAUCUGCUAUUUUUGCAUUUGGAAAGGAACAAAGUCAACUGGCAAGGUUGUAUAUGUAACUGCAACUUUCCCUUACGUCAUGCUGUUGAUUCUGCUGAUACGAGGAGUAACACUUCCUGGGGCCUCCGAGGGAAUAAAAUUCUACUUGUACCCUGAUCUGUCUCGACUUUCUGACCCACAGGUCUGGGUGGAUGCUGGAACACAGAUAUUUUUCUCUUAUGCCAUUUGCCUGGGUUGUUUAACAGCCUUAGGCAGCUACAACAACUAUAACAACAACUGCUAUAGAGACUGUAUUAUGCUCUGUUGUUUAAACAGUGGCACAAGUUUUGUGGCUGGUUUUGCGAUCUUUUCUGUCCUUGGCUUUAUGGCUUAUGAACAGGGAGUGCCAAUAGCAGAAGUUGCUGAGUCAGGACCUGGACUUGCUUUUAUUGCUUACCCAAAAGCUGUAACAAUGAUGCCUCUUUCUCCAUUAUGGGCAGCUCUGUUUUUUAUGAUGCUCAUCUUUCUUGGACUAGAUAGUCAGUUUGUGUGUGUUGAAAGUCUCGUAACAGCUGUGGUGGAUAUGUAUCCAAAGAUUUUCCGAAGGGGAUACAGACGAGAACUGCUGAUACUUGCUCUCUCGAUUGUGUCAUAUUUCAUUGGUCUUAUUAUGUUAACAGAGGGUGGAAUGUAUGUUUUCCAGCUGUUUGAUUCCUAUGCAGCCAGUGGAAUGUGCCUUCUCUUUGUUGCUAUAUUUGAAUGCAUUUGCAUUGGCUGGUUUUAUGGAAGCAAUCGUUUUUAUGACAACAUUGAAGACAUGAUUGGUUAUAGACCACUGGCAUUAAUUAAAUGGUGUUGGAUGUUGCUCACACCUGGCAUUUGUGCUGGAAUCUUCAUCUUUUUCCUGGUGAAAUACAAGCCUUUGAAAUACAACAAUGUAUAUACGUACCCAGAUUGGGGCUAUGGCAUAGGAUGGAUGAUGGCUCUUUCCUCAAUGGUUUGUAUUCCAUUGUGGAUCUGUGUUCAAUUGUGGAAGACAGAAGGAACAUUCAUGGAGAAAUUCAGAAAGCUGAUUGUGGCCAGCCCAGACUUGAAAAUGAGAGGAAAGCUUGGAUCAGGUUUAUAUGCAGCUACAGUAAAUGAUUGUGAUGCCAAACUGAAAGCCGAUGGCAAUAUUUCAACCAUCACAGAAAAAGAGACACACUUCUGAAAGAACUCUUAUAUGAUUUUUUUUUUAUAUAAAUAAAAGUAAAUAGAAUUCUCCACAUAAUUAUAGACCUGGCUUAUUUUGCACAAAUUUAUUAACAGGUUAAUUUUAAAGUGAACCUUGUAUACUUGUUCAAAAGUGAUUUUUAAUUAUUAUAUAAGUAACGAAUAUAAAUAUUAUAUAUAUGAAAUAGAAUUGUUUGUUAGUGAUGACUUGUAAUAUGAUGAUUCCCAUAAGUGUUUCUAGAUCCUAGAAGGACCUGUAUAAUGUGCUGUAAAACUUUUAUACUUUGUUUUUUUUUUUAAAGCAUGGUGUUGUAUAGUUAUACACUUUCUAAUUUGUAUGCAUUUCAGACCAUUUCAGCUUCUACUGUAUGUAUAUAAAGUGAACAUAGUGUCCUUA
Molecule: messenger RNA, 2529 nt
Organism: Heteronotia binoei (common prickly gecko)
Lineage: Eukaryota; Metazoa; Chordata; Lepidosauria; Squamata; Gekkonidae
Gene: SLC6A11
Product: solute carrier family 6 member 11
Exons: 15
Coding region: 268-2130 (620 amino acids)
Biological process (GO): sodium ion transmembrane transport
Cellular component (GO): membrane
Source: RefSeq, a predicted model, not a curated record